GAAUUUCCUCUCGCUCGUCACAGAAAAGCGACCAUUUGCGAUUUCAUCCUCCUCAACUCAACUCGAAAAGUCGUCCUCGCUUCGCUGCUGCUGCUGCGCGAAUUGCGUUCGAUGAGUGUGAGAAGAAAAUAGAUUCGACAAAAUCUUAUCAGCUAGCGGAAUUGCAGCAAAUCCUUCACCGCCUCGAAACUCGGAAAACAUCAUCAAGCCAGCUCCCGCGCCCGCAGCAGUUCACCAACAAUAUUUAUAAACAAUUCGAUCGGCGAAACUGGCUAAGCUGGAAGGGGUUUUCGGUACCAAUUCUGGGACAAUGGGGCCUAUGGACCAGAAACCCAAAAGCGCAUCCAACGAGCAGAAGGAAGAACUGGUGAAGAUUUUUGAGGAAUACAACCAGAGACCAAAACAGGAGAGUUCUGAGACCGAUUACAAGGAACGGCAACGCUUCUGGAUAGAAGCUACUCAUCGGUUGAACAAAAUUCCGGGUGGUACCCUUAAAUCGACGGCCAAAUGGGUAAAAUAUUGGGCAGAUGUUAUCAUAAACCUAAAACGUAAAAGUCGGCUUGUGGUCGAAGGAAGAACCAAGAAAAUCGGCCCUAAUCAACUGGAAGUGCGGAUUCUUUCGGCUGCCAAUUGCUACGAAGUCCUGGAUCAAUGGACGAAAGCUCUGGGGGCAGAAGGUAUUAUGGGUCUGGAAACGACAAUCGAAAAUGACCACGAAGAGUACUUCCCGGAUGAUACUGGAGUCCAGAAGGAGGAAAUCGUAAUCGAACAUUACACCGAUGACCAGUUGGAUGAAGAUUUCGUGGCCAGCUUUUCCAAACCGGUAGUAUCGGAUCACCACGGGAAGGAUACAGUUACGACGGAGCUAGAAAUCCGCAAACCUACAGCCGAGGAGCUCAAAAAUAUGGCCGUAACAGCUACGGUCACAGUUCCGGCCGAGUACGUCGAAAUGACAACCGCAGGCCUAGACGGAACCAGUGAGUUCCUAAAGCCGAAAUUCAUUCGACCUGCCACAAUUACCACAAGCACCCCCAUCACCAGCAAUACCCAGAUAAUAGGUACCAGCACAUCGAGCCACCUGAGUAGCAGCGGCACCAGCACCAUGAACGUCCCCACCAAUGUGACAGACCGACUGCGGGAAGAUCUCAAGCGAACCAGCGAAAAGCUGGAAUCGGUGAUGAAGCGGCGCCGUUUGGAUGAUUCUAAAUUUGCCAUCGCCCAGGCCCUCACCAACAUGUCCGGCGCCAUGCUGGCCCUCUCGAAUGGGCUCAACGAACUGGCCAAUGCCCUCACCAACGAUGCAAUUUUGUAAAGCGGUGGCCAACUCCUUCGAAGUCGCGCUUUUUAAACCAACUACAAUCUCCGUAAUGCUAUUAUAAAUUGUAGAACCUGUAUUGUGUGUAGAUUUAAGAUGAUCAUGUGGGAUGAAAACAGUUUAAUUUCAAACAA
Messenger RNA from Uranotaenia lowii, 1449 nucleotides. RefSeq lists its product as uncharacterized. The coding region runs from base 311 to 1312 and encodes 333 amino acids. The transcript is spliced from 2 exons. Lineage: Eukaryota; Metazoa; Arthropoda; Insecta; Diptera; Culicidae. The record is from RefSeq and is a predicted model, not a curated record.